GCGAUGGCACUCAGUGAGACUGCGCUGACUCCAGUCGCAGCUCGCUCCAGGUCGGGACCACAGCACAGUCACAGCGCCGCUGGAGGGGAGGGCACCACGCGGCCGAAGCAGCACACUUGAGGAUUCACGCAGGCGAGGCGAGGACGGCUGGCUUUUGGAGCGAGCUGACGCUGGUUUGGUUAGACUCAAGUUGUGGGUAUUGUUUGGCUACUGACACUUCAGCUGUGACCGAGUUUAGUGCAGCAGUGAUUUACUGUGUUCGGGUGAGAGGAGACAACAAACUGACUGAGCAGAACGACUGCAGCGCACGCGUCAGCUGACCGUCACAGUUAAACCGAUCAUCGGCAGCCAGUGACGCAGAAGGCAGGAGAUUGCGGCAUGUAGAAAUACCCUCGUCACUCAUCUGUAGUAAGACGUGGAAGGCUUCGAAAACCCUUCCCAAAAUCAGCUAUAAAUAAGAAAAUGAAGGUGCUUCUCGCCGUUUUCCUGAUCUGCGGGACGUGCACAUCCGCCGCCGAUUCCUCAGCUUCGGCUUCGGAUGUCUCCAGUGCAGUGUCAAAAGCCGAGCCCAGUCGUGGCAGCGGCGAAUUCGCCUCCGCACGUGCUCUCAUCGAAACCCAGACCUCCGCUUUGGAAAAUAUUCUUGGCAAAACGCCAAAAGACGAAGCUCUCAAAUCUCUAUCGCGAGAAUCUCGGCAACUGAGCGAGGAUUUCGCCUCCACAAGUUCUCCACCGACGGAGACGGUCCUUGAGGAUGAUGACGAGCUGACCGAUCAGGAGCGGCUGGAUAUCCUUCAGGAGCUGGAGCGGCUCAACAGCACAGAGCCGGAGCAGCUGCCUCAGCCGGAGAUGUUCAUUUCACACGUCAGAAACUACUGGCGACGGCAGGAGGAAGCGCAGCAGAAGAUCAGGAACGAGAUCCUGGACAUGAUCCUGCCCAGGAAAAAGAGUCGUCCGCCGGGGCCGCCGCGAGGACCUCUCCCCAACAGCGUCCCGGCCAGAAUACAGCGACCGCCGCCGCCGCCGCCGCCCAGACCCGACCGCAGGGCGGACCGGCGGCCGCCCCCGCCCGGCAGGAGAAACCCCGGACCUCGGGAGCGAGACCAGGUCAUCGGGCACCAGCCACCGCCACCGGGUCUGUUCGGGGGCCCUCCGCCACCGGAUCACAGAAACGACGUCCAAUCCGCGCAACCGUCGAUCCCGGCGCCUGCUCCGUUCCUGUUCAAGGUUCCUGGCGAGGGGGUGAUCCAGCUGCCCCCGCCCCCCACCCACGCCUCGGCCCCUCAGGACGCAUCCAACGUAUUCCCCCCGCCCUUCCCCGUCGGAAAACAGCCGGCCAAUCACCGACCGGGACUGAGGCCUCGUCCCAAGGGUCACCAUGGCAACCGGCGCCGCCCGCCGCCGGCCAAUCAGGAGGCGCCGCCGCGCCGCUCACCGCCCAAUCACGAGCCGCCACGUCGCCCCCACAACGGUCUCCGAGCUCCAAUUGGACCAAGGCGUCCUCAAGAGCGUCCCCCACCGGACAGCGACCGUCGGCGACGUCAGGAGGAGGAGCAUCGCAGACGGCUAGAGGAGGAGGAGCAUCGCAGACGACUCGAGGACGAGGAGCGUCGGCGUCGGUUUGAGGGAGAGGAACAGAGGCGCCGGCACCAGGAGGACUUCCGUCCUCCGUUUCCUCAGCGUCCUCCUUCGUUUGUGGAGGAGCAGAGCAGACCGCGACCUGACCUGGUCCGGCCGGAGACCAGACCGGACCCGGGACCAGGACCGGGCCUGGGACCGGUGGUCCCCCGCAGACCGCCCAACUUUGACUUCGGACCGCCCGAUGGCGGCUUCAAGCCGAGUGACAUUGAUUUCGGCAGCUCGAAUUUCCGACCGUUCAGUCCUGUCAACAACGACUUGAGCACUACCACGCGACGGGAGUGUGAUUUUUAUGCUGAGGACAUCUGUCUGGCCAGCAGUGUGUACCCCGGGGAUGCUAUCCGCGCCUCGAUCAGCCGGGACCGUCCAAUGGUAGACGCCAUGUUUGCCGAGGUUCAGGAGCAGAGUGCCGAUAUUCUGGUGGAAGGAGUUAGUAGUAAACAGGAGGAGUUGUACGACUACACGCACUACUUUGGAGCCGAGAGCCGGACGCAGACGGAGCGGCGCGGGAUCGAAUCCCACUCGCAUCGGGACUUUGCGCAGGACGGCGGCUACCUCUGCCCCUCAGAAGUGAAAUACGCGCGCCCGAAGCGCGCCAAGAACAGCAAGGGAGAGUGGAAGUUUAUCGUCAACAUGGACCGCUACACUCAGACGCUGCGAAUGGAGAAAUGCAUGCGACCGGGCGGCAGCUGCAGCUACGUGUCACACCACUACAAGUCUCAGUGCUCUCAGGUGUCCAACUAUCACCGACUGCUCAGCUGGGAUAAACAGAGGGGGCUGCACAUGGACAUCUUCAAGGUACCGGUGGCCUGCAGCUGCCAUAUCCAGGGGUACGCGUACGUGUACCCACCGCUAGGCGGCGCCUCGAUCGGUGGAAGGGCCCAGUCCACCAUUCGUGAAACUGUGGAGAAUCCUCCCGGGGACAGCGGGCGGACGCGACGUCCGUUCCAGACGGUAGUCCGACCCUCCAGGGAGCCGGAAACACCACCGCCGCCACCAGUCACCACCACCACUCCGGCACCAACCACCAGCACCACCACCGAGGCGACCACCACCACCAGAAGGUACCGCGGCAUCAGCCGACUGCGGCCGACCCGGAGGAGGAAGGUGACCUUCCCGCCGUAUCGACCGAGGCCCAAACUGGACACAGUUGAGAAGGAUAACGGAGACUCGCCGAUCCAGAUCCCCGGAUUGGCGGACCCUGAUGACGUCACGUACUUCAGAGGAAGCUUCGGCGACCGUCUGCCGACUGAUACCAACGAGAUAAGACGAAGAUCGGACCAGCAGGAAAGUGGCGGUUCAUACCAGGUCCCGGCCAUUCUUCCUCCGCCCCCUCCCACGCAGAGUCAGCCCGAGGAGAGAAUCAACUACGGCUAUCACCCAAUCAUUGACUUCUUCGGCAAGUAGCCGUCCAAUCACACAGCAAUACUGAGGACACAGUAGCCAAUCAUAAGCCAGUGAUGUGGGACAGCGACCAAUCAUAUGUCAGUGGCCUGACCCUGACCAAUCAAGUGCCGGUAAAAUGCGGUAUCGGUCAAUGGUGUCAGGUGUGAAUAGAGUGAAUAUCGAGCCAAUCACUUCCAUCGGACAUAGUAAACUGCCAAUAGUUGGCUGGUUGAAUGAAUUAGUGCUUGCCAGCGCCGUGAUGACGUUGAAGCUCAUUCAGAGGGAAAUAAUAACUUUUUGACGUUAUUGCUGGAUGUCAUGAUCAUCUGUCAAGUUACGUUUUGACAACAUUUGACGUGUCAAGCGAACAUGCAAGUGUUAGACUUUAACAUUGGUCCGAAUUCAAGUUGAGUUCAACAGAGCGUAAAGCUGUAAGCUGUACAGAGCGCUUGUCGUAAAGCUGCUGUUAUCGUAAUAACGGGGUUAUUGUUUUCAUCUGUUAAAUGUUUGGUUAAAUAGCAUCGUAGUGUAACCUUACAAUUGAGUUAUUCGAUAAAGUGAAAAUGUGUAAAUAAUGUGUUUUUUUUUUUUUGCUACAAGAAAUAUGACCGUUAUCUGUUACGUCAUAUGAGCCCGUGCUUAUGCAUUUUGCAGCAUACGUACAAGUAUACGCAGUGUAGGCACAACGCCUGCUCAGCAACAAAUGGCUCCUGUUGUUGAUUGGUUUGUUAAUUUGUUACGUUGUUUGGUAACGACUAAUGUGACUGAAAGCAAGUGGAGUGAUAAUGCGAAAAGCUGCCCAGUUACCGCGUGAUGCAAAACUUUCGUGACGUCACGUGACUAGUACGUUACGCUGCAUCAUGUCUCUUGGAAUGUGUGACGGGCAAUUCGACUCUGUACCUGUAUAUAUCGACUUUAUUGAGGAAUGUGAGAGAAUGGUAAGUUGACGUACGUCGGACGCGGCUUGUAUUUAUUUUAUGUUGUAAUAAACUAAAUAAACUGAAUGGAGACAA
Amphibalanus amphitrite is the source of this 4037-nucleotide messenger RNA. RefSeq lists its product as uncharacterized. NCBI's taxonomy places the organism in Eukaryota, Metazoa, Arthropoda, Thecostraca, Balanomorpha, Balanidae. The transcript has 17 exons. The record is from RefSeq and is a predicted model, not a curated record. Bases 463 to 3045 code for a protein of 860 amino acids. Gene Ontology annotation, biological process: innate immune response; central nervous system formation; regulation of Toll signaling pathway. Gene Ontology annotation, cellular component: extracellular region. Gene Ontology annotation, molecular function: Toll binding; growth factor activity.